This is a messenger RNA of Telopea speciosissima, 2382 nucleotides long. Its product is annotated as probable protein phosphatase 2C 12. Gene Ontology annotation, biological process: protein dephosphorylation. Lineage: Eukaryota; Viridiplantae; Streptophyta; Magnoliopsida; Proteales; Proteaceae. Bases 443 to 1735 code for a protein of 430 amino acids. The transcript has 10 exons. The record is from RefSeq and is a predicted model, not a curated record. Gene Ontology annotation, molecular function: protein serine/threonine phosphatase activity.
GUUCUCAUAAAUGUUUAUACAUUAUACAUUUGAUUUUGGGAAUUAGUUGACGAGGAUUCUUGCUUUUAUAGAUUUCAGUUUAUCCACAUUGUUUUGAUUGUGCGAAAAUCCUCGUGAAUUUUAUGUUUUAUGGACAAUCAUCCGGUUUGCACUGCCGAUCUUGUAUUCGAGAAACGUUCAAGUCUCCUGCUGAUUCUCAUUCCUUUUCUUCUUUCCUGAUGCUUGUGUUGACUUUUUUUAUUCUUCUUCCUUGGAAAUAAAUCACGACAAUGUUGACGGAUUAUGGGGAGGAGUGGUUAGGGUCAUGUAAUAUUCAGUUGCUUACUUGAUUCAGGCUCCAAUCAGGUUCAGUUUGAUUUGACUCACGAAGCAGGGAGGACUAGAGGUGGACAUCUUUGGUGAUAAGAGCUCUUAGUUGGGAUAUUGAUUUGGGAGGUGAACAAUGUCUACCAGGAGCGAACGUCAGACGCUCCCACUGGCAGUGCUGCUCAAGCGUGAGUUAAGCAAUGAGAAGAUCGAGAAACCAGAUAUCGUACAUGGUCAGGCCGGCCAGAGCAAGAAAGGGGAGGAUUUCACAUUAUUGAAGACGGAAUGCCAAAGGGUGACUGGAGAUGGACAUACCACAUUUUCCGUUUUUGCACUAUUUGAUGGACACAAUGGUUCUGCAGCAGCUAUAUACUCGAAGGAGAAUCUCCUAAACAAUGUUUUGUCUGCUAUUCCCUCAGAUCUGAGUAGAGAUGACUGGUUGGCAGCACUACCAAGGGCAUUGGUUGCAGGUUUUGUAAAAACUGACAAAGAUUUUCAAGAGAAAGCACAAAAGUCUGGAACAACUGUCACUUUUGUGAUAAUUGAUGGAUGGUUCCUUACUGUAGCAUCAGUUGGCGAUUCCCGUUGUAUAGUUGAAUCUGCUGAAGGUGUUAUCUAUUCUUUGUCAGCAGAUCAUAGGCUUGAAUGCAAUGAAGAGGAGAGGGAGCGUAUUAUUGCGAGUGGGGGUGAGGUUGGUCGGCUUAAUACUGGUGGUGGUACUCAGAUUGGCCCUUUGAGAUGUUGGCCAGGUGGCUUGUGUCUUUCAAGAUCUAUUGGUGACAUGGACGUUGGCGAAUUCAUUAGUCCUAUUCCCUAUGUGAAGCAAGUAAAGCUGUCUACUGCUGGAGGUAGGCUUAUCAUCUCAAGUGAUGGUGUUUGGGAUGCUUUGUCAUUUGAAAUGGCUCUGAAUUGUUGUCUUGGGAUGUCAGCAGAUGCUGCAGCUGAGCAAAUUGUUAAAGUGGCUGUACAAGAUAAGGGGCUUCGAGAUGAUACGACCUGUAUUGUGGUAGAUAUACUACCACCAGAGAAGAUAACUCCUUCUGCACCACCGUCUAAGAAGCAAGGGAAAGGGGUUUUCAAGGCCAUGUUCCGCAAAAAGUCUUCGGAAUCAUCAUCUCAUAUUGAUAAGGAAUAUAUUGAGCCAGAUGUUGUGGAGGAGAUAUAUGAGCAAGGUUCUGCUGUUCUUGCAGAAAGGUUAGAUACAGAAUAUCCGUUGUGCAACCUGUUCAAGUUAUUCAUGUGUGCAGUUUGUCAGAUAGAGAUGAAACCUGGAGAGGGCAUUUCUGUACAUGCUGGUACCUUAAAUCCAAGAAAAGUUCGCCCUUGGGAUGGUCCUUUCCUUUGCUUAAGCUGUCAAGCAAAGAAAGAAGCCAUGGAAGGGAAAAGACCAUCAGGAGAUGGUGCUAGAAUUAGUAGUGGAAGUGACUAGCAAUCUUAUUCAACAGCAUUGGGAUGAUUUUGCAAUCUACCUUGGUACUAACAAUUGUUUCAAAGCUAACCAGGACUCCGAAUUUCAAAGCCUCGUCCCUAAAACUAAUUUUGUUCAUUCCCAAGUUAGGGGAUUGAAGAUUUGUACUGCAUUAUGUCAUCAACUUCAGGAGCUAUUGAGAGUUCUGACUAACUAUCAAGUCACAAUGUCAGAGUUCAAGAUUCUUCAUUUAUUCAAGAAGCCACAACAUGAUUUGGAGAAUGAUUCAAUGCACCUGAUCUAUUCUGAGGACUUUGAGAGGUUUUGGUGAAUUCACUGAUGUCUUAGAGUUGCCUGAGAUGAUCCACUCAACUUGCUGUUUUCACUUCUGUAUAUUGGUCCCUUUUAUACAAUUAUCAUCAAAGCAAAGGAGUCUCAUGUAAUAUUAUGGCACAAAAGCAUGGGCGAGAAAUUAUACUAAUUUCUUAGUCUUGUUUAGAUGAAAUGUAAAAACUACUUCAUGAAUAUUAUGGAGCAUAUAUUGUAUUAAUUCGAUCCUUUGCUUAUCAAGUGGGGAAGUAAACCUCCAGAAUCAUGGGGGAUAACAGAGUUUACAAUAAAAUAAUUCAUUUUUCAAUUGAUAACAAUGAGACACUAGUGUAUUCCUA